GGUGUUAAUGGAGAAGAGGUCGAAUGACAGCCGGAACUGUGGUCAUCACAGGCGGAAUAUUAGCGACUGUCAUCUUGCUUUGUAUCAUAGCUGUGCUCUGCUACUGUAGGCUUCAGGUACUUGGAUCAAACAAUUAUUAUUGCUGCAAGAAGGAUGAAUCAGAAGAAGAUGCAGAUGAGCCGGACUUUGCUGUGGAUUCCCACAUCCCUCCGCUCCAUUGCAAUCGCAAUGUGGCACUGACGAAUGGUCCUUCUUUGUACCAUUCCUCCCCCUACAAGAAGCCCUCCCAGUGCCGGACGGUCUGUCCCAACUGCUCCCAUUUUGAGCCCCCCACGUUCUUCCUGCAAGAGCCAGAAGAGGAAGUCCGCAAUGGAGGGGACCGCAUCAACUACAAGGCCAUCAGCCAGGAAGACCUGGAGCUGCCUGUCAACGUCAGCGGCCUGCAGGCCCUGAACCCCAACCGUCUCGUGGCCAUGCGAGAGGCCUUCUCCCGCAGCCGCAGCAUCAGCACUGAUGUCUGACGCCCAGCGCCCAGCUCCUGCAGCUGCCCACAGGGCAGGGGGUCUUUUUCUACCUUCAGGCAGCUUUUAAAAACAACAUCGCUCUUUUUCAUGAAGAAAAUCUGUGGGGAGUCUUUUGAACCGAUGAAUGUAUUUAUAUGUUAUUACAUAUAGCUCUAUGUACUAACUAAUAAAGGAUCUCUGAAAGGGAGGGG
Molecule: messenger RNA, 715 nt
Organism: Heteronotia binoei (common prickly gecko)
Lineage: Eukaryota; Metazoa; Chordata; Lepidosauria; Squamata; Gekkonidae
Gene: FAM163B
Product: family with sequence similarity 163 member B
Exons: 2
Coding region: 24-521 (165 amino acids)
Source: RefSeq, a predicted model, not a curated record